AUGGCUUCGUUCACCAGCUUUCAUAUUUGUGCCUUGGACGGCAGUUGUAGCAGAUGGCUCCGAGUUGCGGUGCUCUGGAGUGUACUGGUGGGGGCAAGUGCGAAACAUAGGAUUCACAGGAGCCCUUCGCCACCACAGCGCUCAGAAGUUCCGCGGAUUCGGACCUCCGUAAAUGAGUCGUUUGCCAAACGUCACAAAUUCAAUGCAAGCGAGAAUCAUUCCGCUGAAAGUCUUCACUUACUGAGCCUUAUGAGCACCCUAGAUGCCAAGAGUGCCACCAAAGCGAUUUCUUGCCGACUGCAUUGCAAAGAAUGUGCAGUGGAAAGUGGAUUAUGCAGUGUCUGCGACAACGCGAUGAGUCUGGAUCCCACAAGUGGCAACUGUGUAGCAGUCUGUCCUCUGGGCUACUUCUCGUCGGGCAGUGGCAAGUCCGAUCGAAUAUGCCAGCCGUGCAGUGCAAACUGCAACAAGUGCUUUCAUGCAGAUCAAUGCCUGGAAUGCAAGAGUUCCAUGUACCUCUCGGCCAGCAAAUGUCAGCCUGAAUGCCCCAGUGGUUUUUACAAGCAUGGUGCUGGUGCUGUGGGUCGGACAUGCUUGCCAUGCUCUAAGAAUUGCAAGCGAUGCUCUGACUGGUUUUCCUGCGAUGAGUGCGCAGACGAUGCAUACCUCACAAGCGAUGCAAGCUGUGUGACGGUCUGUCCCGAUGGAUUCUAUGCGGAGGGCAAUGGCAUUGUUGGGGGCGUCUGUCGAGCCUGCGAUACAACUUGCACCAAGUGCAGCGGCCCACAUGCUUGCAUUGAGUGCGCAGGAUCUCGGUACCUGACGCCAUUUUUCCAAUGCGAGUCUCAGUGUCCUGUUGGCACUUACCCACACGGGCAGGGACAAGUGGGUCGCCAGUGCCUGCCAUGCCCCCCGGGCUGUUCUGCAUGCACCAGCCCGCUAAACUGCCUAGAGUGCGUGGAGGACUUCUAUCUUGCCCCAGACCAGAUGUGUACACAGUCUUGUCCAGAUGGGUACUACGGAGCUGACAGUCGCUCAUCGAUUUGCGACUCAGCUUUCUCAAAGCGCUUCAAUCUGGGCACCUUCUCGGAGACUGCAAGGGGCAUGUCAGAGGUUGUACUGGUCAGUGAUGAGCCACCGGAGAACUGCUGUGCAGCAUGUGUCGCUGCAGAGGGCUGUGGUGGCUUUGAAUUGCUUAAUGGCCGCUGCCAUAUGAAGGGCGACCUUGGCAAGCUGACGAGGUCCGGAAGCCGAACUUACUUCGAGAAGCUUCCCAGAACGCAUCCAGUUUUCUCCGGCGCCACACGCUACUGCACACCCUGUCCGAGCCAUUGCAGCUCUUGCACCAUGGAUGGCCAAUGCAUGGAGUGCAUGGCCGCGCAAAGCCUGAGCUUCCGAGCUCAGUGUAACGCAGAAUGCCCAGCAGGCUACUACAAGAACGGCACCGAUGAAGUGGGCAAUGUCUGCCAAGAGUGCAUCAGCGUUUGCAGCCAGUGCGAAAGCGAGACCGUUUGUACCGAAUGCCGCGAGUUCAAGUUCUUGACACCCAAUAGCACCUGCGAGGCCGCUUGCCCGGAUGGCUUCUGGGCGAAUGGCACCGACGAGGUCGGAGGCCUCUGCUCCAGGUGCAAGGACGAGUGCACUAAGUGCACCUCCCAUGACGUGUGCACGGAGUGUGGCCCGCUCCAUUUCCUCACACCGGACCACAAAUGCAGCAAGACAUGCCCAGAUGGCUUCUACCCAGAUGGCGAUCCCUCAUCCAUCGGUGGUGUUUGCACCAAGUGUGUCUCGCCGUGCACAUUGUGCAAAUCUGCAGAAAGGUGUGUAGAAUGCGGCAACUUCAGCUUCCUCACGCGCAACUUUACCUGCGAAGAAGCAUGCCCCGAGGGCUUCUUCUCAAAUUAUCCCAACCAGGACGUGGAGCGAGCCAUUGGACGUACGUGCCUGGCAUGUCGGUUCAACGAGGACACGUGCAAGAAUGCUUUGGACAAGGUGGCCAAGCGUUGGGUGACAUCACUUCUUGAGGACGGGAAUGAAACGCCAGCAGCGGAAUUCACGAUUCUUGCAGACGAGUGCAAGAACGGGAAGUUUCUCACUCCAGGCCAGAGCUGUCAGGACAGAGAUGCCUGCUGGCCUCCAUAUGUCAACCGGCGAUAUCCCAAAGUUGGCAGCCUCAACGAAAGCAGAAUGGAUGAUGGGUUGAUUGGAGGAGUCUGUGCAGAAUGCCCAGAUGAUUGCAACCAGUGUGAGCUCUGGGACAAAUGCACGGAAUGCAGGCACUCGAAGUACUUGACGCCCGAUGACCACUGCAAUUCUACUUGUCCAGAGACGCACUACCCACACAACCCGAAAGAGAACGACACAGACAGCAGUGUGGGACGAAUCUGUGUCGCCUGCGAGGGCAAUUGCAGCCACUGCGUCACGAAGACAGAAUGUACCCAGUGCAAGAACGGAGCGCACCUCUCACACAAGGGCGAGUGCAAUUUGGAAUGUCCUGAUGGGUUUUACGAGAAAGCUCCAUCAGGCGGUGGCGCCGUCGGAGGCCUUUGCGUGAUUUGCCCGGGAGACUGCAACACUUGCGAGAAUGCAGAGGUCUGCACCUCCUGCCGAAACCGAGCUUUGCUGUACAAAGGGCAGUGCCUCAAGGAGUGUCCGGCAACCCACUUCCCCGAGAUCUCCGGGGACAUCGGCGGUGAAUGCAUAGAGUGCAAGGGGCUCUGCAGUGAGUGCGUGGCAGACGACAACUGUACGCAGUGCAAGCCGCAUGGCUUCUUGCAUGGAACCUCAAAGAAAUGGCUAAGCCGAGCAUCCCUGCAACAUGAAGGCUUGAAGAAGACCUGCGCCAAGCAGUGCCCCGUUGGCUACUACAAGGUGAAGGGCAAGAAAACCAAUAAGUUCUGGAGCCGAGAACGUGGUGUCAACGGCCUCUUCGGGAGUACCUGCGAGCCGUGCGUGUCGGAUUGUCAUGACUGUUCCGAUUUGGAGACAUGCUUGAAGUGCCAGAACAGCAAGUUUCUGGACGCGAACAGCCAGUGCCAAGCAUCGUGUGCGGAUGGCUUCUGGGGUAAAGGCUCAGAAGCUAUAGGACGCACCUGUGAAGUAUGUGCCGAGAACUGCACGACCUGCCUCAGUGACCAGACGUGUACAGAAUGCAAGAACAGCAAGAUCCUCACUCCCAGCGGAACUUGCGAUGAUGAUUGCCCGGAUGGUUUCUAUGCGCAUUCCAGCACGGAAGAUGAUCCAACCAUUGGAAGCCUCUGUGUAGAAUGCCCCGAAAACUGUGCUAAGUGCACGAGUCCGGAUCAUUGCACGGAGUGCAAGUCCGCCACCUAUCUUACAGACGAUCACACUUGCGAUCUGCUUUGCCCUGAUGGUUUCUAUGGGGACGGCACCGCCGACACUGGAAGGGUGUGCAAGAAGUGUUCCGAUGACUGCAAUCGUUGCGCCAGUGACGACAUGUGCUACGAAUGCAAGAACCACAAGUUCUUGACACCGAGUGACGCCUGCGAAGCAGAGUGUCCAGAAGGGUACUAUGCAGAUCUCUCCUCCGAAACUCCAUCGGUGGGUGGCCUUUGUAUGCCAUGCCCCAGUGGAUGUGCUGCCUGUGAUGGGCCGGACAGUUGCACCGUGUGCAGAGACAACAAGUUCUUGAACAGCAAGUCUCGUCUCAAUCCCACGAAUGAGUGUCUUGAGAAGUGUGCAGAGGGCAACUAUGGGAAGACUGGCAAGAAAGAUGGCACCUAUGGCACCUGCGAACCCUGUCCUGCAGAAUGUGCAAGCUGUGUCAGCUCAGAUGAGUGCCUUUCUUGCAUCGAUGGCUAUAAGUUCUCGAAGUCGGAUCGCUCGUGCACCAGCUUCUGUAAGACUGGCUUCUUCAAGAAUGAGAAGGGCAAGUGUCAAAAAUGCGCUCAUGGAUGUGACAUGUGCGUGAAUGCCUUCCUCUGCACCCGCUGUUCCGAGAACUUGUACGCGACUGAUGACAUGACCUGUCAGUCUGAUUGCCCCAAUGGGUUCUAUGGAGUUGGGAUAAAGGCAACUGGGCGCCGGUGCCAGAGAUGCAAGCCGCACUGCAGCAAGUGCAUCGAUGGGGACAUCUGCACCGAAUGCACCAACCGCAAAUUCUUGACCCACCUUGACACUUGUGAAAGUCUUUGUCCUACGGGGUACUACCCGGAAGCACCCAACGAGAGCCAGCCGACGGGAGGUAUUUGCUUUCCUUGCCCUCCCAACUGUGUUGCAUGUGAGUCAGCAGAGAAAUGUACUGUCUGCAAUAACAACACGUACCUGACGGACGACCACCAGUGCAGCCUGAGUUGUCCCGUUCAUUUCUACGGCGAUGGUACCAAAGGUGUUGGCCGCACUUGCAUGAAAUGUGGAGAGGAUUGUGCCAAGUGUGCCGGAGAAGAUCUUUGCAUUGAGUGUAAGAACGGCAAGUUUCUGGUCCCAGCUAGUACGUGCGAGCUGAGAUGCCCCAUCGGAUACUACCCAUCAACACCUGCCGGCAUGAUCGGUGUAGGUGGCGAAUGCCUGCCUUGUGCCGAAAACUGCCAUAAGUGUACGGGAGCUCAUACUUGCCUGGUAUGCAGACAAGAUGCUUACCUGACAAACACAUCACUGUGUGUCGAGGAGUGCCCUGUUGGCUUUUAUGGGACUGGUAGUGGAGAUUACAUGCGCACCUGCCAGCCUUGUGCUGAGCACUGCAGUCAGUGUAUCGGUGCAGAGAACUGCACUGAGUGCAUGGAUGGUAUGUACUUGACGCCGAGUGAAACAUGUCAGGCCGACUGUCCUGACGGAUUUUAUGAAAGCAUUCAGUUGGGAACGGCGGCAGGUACUUGUGAGCCCUGUGCUGCCAACUGUAGCACAUGCAUAAACUCCAUGAUUUGUACGGAGUGUCAGAACUAUCAGUACCUCGAUGGUGACUCCACUUGCUCGGAGUUGUGCGAGCGAGGGUUCUAUUAUCACAUGCCUGAUGAUACUGGUGGAGUUGGUGGGAUGUGCAAGGCCUGUAUCAACCAUGCAAGCACAUGUGUGAACGAAACUCUGGCAACGCAGUGCAAGGACAACAUGUACCUCUCAUCCUACACCUGGCAGUGCGACAGGGGCUGUGCCGCCGGUGAAUAUCCUGUGGAGCCCAUCAACGGCAUGGGUGGUGAGUGUCGACAGUGCAACGACAACUGCAGUCUGUGUACCUCCUACACCUCCUGCACUCAGUGCCAGCACUACACCUACCUUAAUCCAGAUGAUUGGUGCAGGGAUACAUGUCCCGAAGGCUAUUAUGCAGAGAAUGGCACAGAGGGCGUGGGUGGCCUGUGCUUGGUUUGCCCUCCAACCUGCAAUCUCUGCAACAGCGCGGAUGAUUGCACAGAGUGCAAGAGGUAUACUUUUCGGACACCUUCUGCAACCUGUGAGAGCGAGUGUCCAGACAAUUAUUGGGAGUUUGGAAUGGAUGCGAUCGGAGGUACAUGCGAGAUGUGUGCCGAGAAUUGCAGUCUCUGCAUCAGUGACACGCAGUGCACCGAGUGCAACAGCUCACUGUUUCUCUCACGCUCUGGGGAGUGUGUGGAGCACUGCUCUGAUGGAGAUUUCGAGCUGGGAGCAGGGGAAAGCGGACGAACUUGCCAGAAGUGUCCACCGGAAGUCAGCAGGUGUAUCAACGCAUCGUUUGCGACAGAAUGCAAGGAUUCCCUAUAUUUGACUCCUAAUGGAACGUGUGAGGAGAAAUGCCCUCCUGGAUUUUACAUGCACGGUGAAGGAGAGUUUGGAAGAACAUGUCCGAGAUGUGCUCAAAAUUGCAGCCUGUGUGAAGAUGCUCAUACCUGCACAGAAUGCCAAAACGCACACUUCCUGACUCCCUGGAACUGGUGCGAAUUGGACUGCCCGGUGUCCUACUACAAGUCAGGCAACGAAGAUGUUGGAAACACCUGUGAGAAAUGCCAGACUCACUGUCGCACCUGUAUAAGUGAGUUUGAGUGUACCGAGUGCACGGACAACAAAUAUCUGACACCCGGCAGAAGUUGUGAGUCCUUGUGUCCAGACAACUUCUUUGAGUUAGGCAGCGGUCCAACAGGCAGAACUUGUCCACCCUGCGAGACGAACUGUCACAAGUGCGAGUCUGCCACCUUGUGCACGGAGUGUAACAACUCCCUGCAUUUGCUUGAUGGCGACUGUGUGCCAGUCUGCCCAGAUGGAUUCUUUCAUGAAGGUGCCGAGGACAGAGGACGCAUCUGCAGGGACUGCGACAGUUCCUGUGCCAAAUGCAGUGGCUGGGACGUGUGCUUGGAAUGUUCGAAGGCUAUGUACUUGACGCCGAACAGCACAUGCCAAGCCCAGUGCCCGGACGGUUACUAUCAUAACGGCACCGGUGACUUUGGACGUACCUGUCCACAAUGUGCGGAGAACUGCAGUCUGUGCACUGCUGCCGACACCUGUACUGAGUGCCGGAAUUACACAUACCUCACACAUGAAGACUGGUGCGAGUCUGAAUGUCCAACUGGGUACUACGAGCACGGCACAGAAUACCUGGGAAGCACGUGCGAGCCGUGCUCAGAAAACUGCCGGGACUGCACCAGCAAUUCCGUUUGCCUUGAAUGUGGCAACGAGAAGUAUUUAGAUCCCUCCAGCGCCAGCUGCAAGACUUCCUGCCCAGAUGGUUUCUUCGGGAAGGAAGGAACGGACGUCAUUGGCCGUCUUUGCGAACCCUGCCCGUCCACCUGCAACAUGUGCAACUCAGGGUCGGAAUGUACGGAGUGCAGAGACUUCAACGCCUUGACACCGUUCAGUACUUGCGAGAAGCUGUGCCCGCCAGCAUUCUACCCCAACAUCACUGGAGAGAUUGGCGCGAUCUGCGCACGGUGCGACGACACCUGCAAUACGUGUGACUCUGCAGAGGUCUGCACCCAGUGCAAGAUGCACUUGCUUCUGAAUCCUGAUGGCAAGUGUCGGGAGAUCUGCCCCGUCGGCUACCACCCGUUGCCUGGCCGUGGCCCUAUGGGUGGAAGUUGUCCGCUCUGCUCCGAGAACUGCAGCCAGUGUGCUAAUGCUGAUGUUUGCACGGAGUGCAGGAACUCCACGUUCUUGACGCCCUACUUCUCCUGCGAAGCUUCCUGUCCGCCGGGCUACUUUGGGCAAAGCGACGGAGAGAUCGGAAGCGUCUGCCGGCACUGCCCAGCGGGAUGUAACCUCUGCGAGAGCUUGGAGGUUUGCACCCAGUGCAAAGACCACAAGUUCUUGCAGCCAGAUGGAACCUGCGGGGAUGUUUGCCCGGCAGGGUACUACAUGCUCGAGGGCACCGGUGCGUUUGGAACAGGAGGGUCAUGUCCCCUUUGUGCCGAAAACUGCAGUCAAUGUGUAAACCAGACAUACUGCACCGAGUGCAGAAACAGCACAUACUUGACUCCAUUUGGAUGGUGUGCUGCAGACUGUCCAGACGGAUCUUACGAGCUUGGCAACUCCACUGUCGGUCGGACAUGUCCCUUGUGUCCCUCCAGCUGCAACACCUGCGAGUCAGAGACGCACUGCACAGAGUGCAAGCGGUCAACGUACCUAACAAGUUCGCACCAAUGUGAAGCAACAUGUCCAAAAGGCUUUUUUGCAAAGCGAGAGGGGAAGGUGGGAGGACAAUGCGAGAUGUGUCCACAGCAGUGUCCAGAAUGCGUGAGCGCCGGGGUGUGCACCAGGUGCAGCGAACCUUUGUUCCUUACGCCACAUGGAGAGUGUGCAGAAAAUUGUCCAGAUGGGUACUAUCAAGAGGAACAAGAAAGUGGUGGAAGUUGCCCCAUGUGCCCAGAAAAUUGCGCAACUUGUGAUAGCAGGGAGAAGUGCACCUCGUGCAGACGUGGCACUUUCAUGACCGAAUACCACCAAUGCAGAUCCGUCUGUCCUGCAGGCUAUUAUGGUCUGUUCGGAACUUGCUAUACCUGUCCAGACACUUGCAACUUGUGCACAUCAGCUUCCGAGUGCACGGAGUGUAAGAACGGAACGUACAUGACGCCAAGUGGUACCUGCGAGUACGAAUGCCCUGAUGGAUAUCAUCAACGCGGUGAGAAUCCCAUCGGAAGAUUCUGCUCAAAGUGUCCCUGGACAUGUCUCACUUGUCUAAGUGACGAUGAGUGCACUUCUUGCAAGAAUCAUUCAUGGCUCAGCCCUCACAAAAUGUGUGACUUUACUUGUCCGGAUCACUUCUACAAGGAUGGCGACGAGGAAGUUGGGAACGAAUGCCGGAUGUGUCCCGGAGAUGCCAGCAAAUGCAUAUCUGCAGAGUACAUGAGCGAGUGCAAGAACGGGAAGUACCUGACACCGUCCGCGAAGUGUGAAGACUCAUGCUCGAAGGGCUACUAUCCCGCAGGUUUGGAGUCCUUUGGUCGAACUUGUUCAUCCUGUGCCGAAAAUGGUAGUGCCUGCGAAGAUGCGACGGUUUGCACCGAAUGCAGAAAUGGCAAGUAUUUGACUCCAGCAAAAUGGUGCCAAGAUGAAUGCCCAGCCGGAUACUAUCAUAGUGGCUCUGGAUCAGUUGGACGUGAAUGCCUGCCAUGUGAUGACCUGUGCAACUUAUGCACUUCUGAAGAUGAAUGUGUGGAGUGCAAGGACAACUCCUUCCUCACUGCAGAUUCGAAGUGCCAAGUGACAUGCCCGAACGGCUUCUGGGGUAAGCCUGGCAUACAGGGCCUCGGCGGUGUCUGCGAAUCGUGCCCUUCGACUUGUUAUACAUGCCACGGCCCGCUGGAGUGUACAGUUUGCCGAGACCAAUACUACCUGCAAGACGGACAGUGCCUACCGACCUGCCCAGAAGGUCACUAUCAUGUGGGUGACACGGACGUCGGUCGGGUAUGUGAACACUGUCCGGUGCAGUGCAAAAGCUGCGUCAGUGAAGAUGUCUGUACUGAGUGCCAAGAUUCGCUGUAUUUGACUCCUGCAUCAACUUGUGAAUCGUCUUGCCCAGACGGUCACUACAAGAACUAUUUGGGAAAGGUCGGAAGCACGUGCCCGGCAUGCACAGAGAACUGCAGUUUGUGCACGAAUGCGACUUACUGCACCCAGUGCAGGAACAGCACGUAUCUGACACCAGAAGGAAAGUGCGAGGCUUCCUGUCCGGACGGUUUCUUUGGAGAUGGCGAGGACGAGAUUGGUCGGAUCUGCAAGCCUUGUGCAGCUCCGUGCAACAAGUGUCUUAGCGAGACUCAUUGCACGGAAUGUCGUCAGUCUACAUAUCUAGAUCCACUGACAUCCUUCUGCGACACAACGUGCUCCACCGGCUACUACAGCAGCGGCGUCAAUACCAUCGGCCGUACAUGCGAGCCCUGCGCGCAGAAUUGUGAGAAGUGCGAAUCCAAAGAUUGGUGCACGGAGUGCAAGAAUUUCAGGUAUCUCAAUGGCCACUCUUGCAUCGAUGCCUGCCCGGAAGGAUACUACAAGCAAGGUACCGCCGCUAUCGGAAACACCUGCCAGGCCUGCUCCAAGGACUGUAAGAGCUGCACGAGUCUGGAACGAUGCGAAGUAUGCGCAAAUUCGACUUACCUCACAUCAAGCCGCCGAUGUGAAGAUGCGUGCUCCACAGGAUUCAUUGAAACCGGCGAUGGGAUCAUUGGCCGAACAUGUGAGGUGCUAUGUUUCUGGUGCCAUUAG
This is a messenger RNA of Symbiodinium necroappetens, 9621 nucleotides long. The record is from the annotation of a GenBank genome assembly. Lineage: Eukaryota; Dinophyceae; Suessiales; Symbiodiniaceae.